AGUCUUUGUCUCCAUCUAGUGGCAGACUGGAGUACUGCAGGAAGCAAGAGCAACAGGUUUGUAAACACUGGUUGCAAUCCCUGCGUGUCUGCCUGUAGUCCUGCUCAUCUUUACAAACGUGCCUUUAAUUGCAUGACAGGGUAAUUGUUACUAAUGACUCCUAAACUAUCAAUAACAAGCUAAUUCUGUGUUUUUAUUAAAGUCGAACUGAUUUGCUAAUUUCAAACACAAUAAACUGCGCAAAUAAAAAAUGCAAAACAUUACAUCACAGGUUCAAUUCGCCAAAUAUAGACACUUCGGAUAAGCCUAUAUUUCAAAUCAGUUGAAAUGCUUUAAAUGGUUACUAAAUGUGUUGGACACAUAUUUGUGGAUAUGUCUUAUUACUUUACUCAAGUGACUGGAUUAUGCUUUAAAUGUAUGACCAUCGUGCACUUCGUUCCCGUUUACUGUUGCAUGUUAUAAUAGAUUGAUCUUAUGUUAAAGAGACUUUUUGUAUUGAUUACAUAUGUAACUAGAAUGGGCACUCGGUAGAGCGCAUACCUUCGCAUAUCACAAGAUUGGGCAUUGAAUUAUGAACAUUUUGGCGUUAGUUGCAUGCCAAUUGGAUGCAAAUUGACCGUGCUAUGGUAAAAAGAAGAUGUUGACCUUUUCAUGACCUUGACCGUUGACCCGAUUGAUCCCAAAAUCGAAUCAAAUGGUCCUCGGAUAACCAAUCAUCCCACCGAAUUUCAUGCGAUUCGGUUUAAUACUUUUUGUGUUAUGCGAAUAACACGCAUACAAAUAAAUAAAUAAAUACACGGCGAUCAAAACAUAACCUUCCGCAUUUUCAAUGCGAAGGUAAUAAACCAUCAGCGUCACCAUAGACAACAGGCAGGGUGUAAUGCGCUGGUUUGCCUGCUAUCAGUCCUCCACGCCGAUAAGCGGCGCUGUUAUUUCUAAAUUCCACGCUCUCCACGGCGGUCUUGUUUGUUUAUAAAUGUCACGUGACCGGAUUUGCAACUACAUAACAUAGGUUCUAACGGCGGGUGCGAGCGGCCAACAUACACUCGCUUUUAGCUAACUGUUAUAAGCGUGAGUAAGAGAAAACGUGUUUUUUAUAAACAUGGCGGGGCCGCUGCUCGACUUCGAGACCGAGAUGUUCCUGAGCCUGUUUGAAGGCGACGGGCUGCUGGUGGCGGCGGAGGGGAUGGGGAUAGACCGCAUCCUGCUGCAGUUCAUGCGGGUUUACUCGGAGCAAGGCAGCCUGGUCCUCCUGCUCAACACGACCACACCUGAACAGGAGUAUUUCACGGAGCAGCUGCGAGCGGAGGGCGUGACCCACCUGCCCCGGACGGUGAACAGCGACGUCAACAGCACCGAGCGCUAUGACGUCUACACGGAGGGAGGGGUGCUGUUCGUCACCAGCAGGAUCCUGGUUGUCGACUUCCUCACCGACCGCGUCCCUGCUCAUCUCAUAUCGGGCAUCCUGGUGUAUCGUGCUCAUAAAAUCAUUGAGUCGUGUCAGGAGGCCUUCAUCCUCCGUCUCUUCAGACAGAAGAAUAAGACGGGCUUCAUAAAGGCCUUCACCGACAAGGCCACGUCCUUCUCCUCCGGCUUCUGCCAGGUGGAGCGCGUUAUGAGAAACCUCUUCGUCAAGAAGCUCUACCUUUGGCCCAGGUUUCAAGCGUCGGUAAAUGCAGCACUGGACAAGCACAAGCCGGAGGUGGUGGAGCUCCACGUGUCACUGACGCCUGCGAUGAGGGCCAUCCAGAGCGCCAUCCUGGAUAUCAUGAGCGCCUGUCUGAAGGAGCUGAAACGCUACAACCCCACUCUGGAGGCGGAGGACCUCUCGGUGGAGAACACGCUGGGCAACGCCUUCGAAAAGACCAUCCACCACUACCUGGACCCCUUGUGGCACCAGCUGGGAGCGAAGACCAAGGCCCUGGUCCAGGACCUGAAGGUGCUGAGGGUUCUCCUGCUCUACCUCACGCAGUACGACUGCGUCACCUUCCUAAAUCUGCUCGAGUCGCUGCGCACCAGCCAAAAGAACUUCGGAUCAAAUUCCGGGUGGUUGUUCCUCGACUCCAGUACCUCCAUGUUUAUGAACGCCCGGGGUCGAGUGUACCGCAUCCCGGAGAGCAAGAAGAAACUCAAAGUGGGGGCGGAAGCAGAGAAGCCGAAGUCGUCCUCUGCCUUAGAGGUGAAGCGGGAACUGGUGCUGGAAAAGAGCCCCAAGUGGGAGGCUCUGACUGAGGUGCUGCAGGAGAUCGAGAGGGAGAACGAGAGCUCUCAGCAUGAACCAGGUCGAGUGCUGAUCUGUGCCAGCGACGACAGGACGUGUGCCCAGCUUCAGCAGUACAUCAGGCACGGCUCCGUCUGGAUGCUCAACCGACUUUACAUCCGCACGGUCGGCAAACGGGACUCCGCCGCGGCCGCCGCCAUGGGCCUCGAGUUGCACAAAAAGGGCCACGGCUGGCCGAAAAACGGAGCCAAGGGAAAGGAGCCCGCUCGCAAGAAAAAAGCCACAAAGGGCAAAAAAAGGCCGUCCUUGACCCUGACCCAGAUGAUGGGGAAUGAAGAAGAGGACGAGGCGGUGGCGAUGGGCAGCAGUGGAGAUGAUGGCGACCCAGAGGAGGAGGAAGGAGAGGAAGGAGAACAGCUGAAGCUGGAUUUGUCGUCAGACGACUACUACGGCGUCCUGAAGGAGCCGCUCACCGUCAUUCACCCGCUCAGGGGUCUCACCGACCCCCACAGCUUGACGCGGGUGCUGCACGAGGUGGAGCCGGCUUUCGUGGUGCUGUACGACGCCGAGAUCAGUUUUGUCCGCCAGCUGGAGAUCUACAAAGCCUGCCGGCCCGGAAAGACGCUGCGGGUGUAUUUCCUCGUCUACGGAGGCUCGACGGAAGAACAGAAGUACCUGACGGCGCUGGCUAAGGAAAAGAAAGCCUUCGAGCACCUGAUCAGGGAAAAGGCCACCAUGGUCAUCCCAGAGGAGCGGGAGGGGCGAGGAGACACCAACCUAGACCUUGCUAGAAAUUUGGAGCCUGCCAAUGCCACCACCAACACCCGCAAAGCAGGAGGCCAGGAGCAGCCCAAGGAGCCCUCGCGAGUCAUCGUGGACAUGCGGGAGUUCCGCAGUGAAUUGCCCUCCUUGCUGCACCGCCGCGGGCUGGACAUCGAGCCCGUCACCUUGGACGUGGGCGACUACAUCCUGACCCCGGACACCUGCGUGGAGCGCAAGAGCGUCAGCGAUUUGAUUGGCUCGUUGCAGAGCGGGCGCCUCUACACCCAGUGUCUCUCCAUGACCCGGUACUACAAGAAGCCCGUGCUGCUCAUCGAGUUCGACCCGGCGAAACCGUUCUCCCUGAUGGCCCGAUCCGAUUUCCGUCACGAGAUAUCGUCGACGGACGUCUCUUCGAAGCUCACCUUGCUCACGUUGCAUUUCCCCCGGCUGCGUAUCCUCUGGUGCCCCUCGCCGCACGCCACGGCCGAGCUCUUCCUGGAUCUGAAGCAAGGUCGCUCUGAACCCGAUGCCGCGGCAGCUCAGGCCGUUACAGCCGAGUCGGACGUGGUGGCGGAAUCGGCGGGACUCUACAACCCCGGGCCUUAUGACUUCCUGUUGAAAGUGCCUGGGAUCAAUAUAAAAAACUACAGGGCUGUCGUAAAAAACGCAGACAACCUGGCAGAUAUAUGCAAACUCAGCCAGGACAAGCUAGCAGAAAUCCUCGGGCAUGCUCACAACGCGAAGUUGCUGUACGAAUUUCUGCACAAUGCUGCUGAUGUCCCCGCUCCGGUGCAGAAAUCCAAACAGACAUGAAUUUAAUUUAUCAUAUUCCCUAUGAUUAUAAAUAUAUGUUUCCUGCUGUCAGGAAUAGUUUCGUAUUGUAAAGUUAGAUGACGAUGGCGUUUAAUGUAUAACGUUUAGACUGAAUUCACAUCUUAGCAAAAGAGAAAUGUCUUUUAUGUUAUUGUACAGAAUUAAUUGAAAUAAUGCAGUUUCUUUCUAUUGUAUUUUGUGAACUACACUGGGAUUAUAUUUAUACGUUGUUUUUUUUAAAUUAGCAUUAAUAAAUAUAUAAAUAAUA
Pseudoliparis swirei is the source of this 4064-nucleotide messenger RNA. RefSeq names its product excision repair cross-complementation group 4 (gene ercc4). The transcript has 10 exons. NCBI's taxonomy places the organism in Eukaryota, Metazoa, Chordata, Actinopteri, Perciformes, Liparidae. Gene Ontology annotation, molecular function: single-stranded DNA endonuclease activity; single-stranded DNA binding; damaged DNA binding. Bases 1103 to 3796 code for a protein of 897 amino acids. The record is from RefSeq and is a predicted model, not a curated record. Gene Ontology annotation, biological process: resolution of meiotic recombination intermediates; nucleotide-excision repair involved in interstrand cross-link repair; double-strand break repair via homologous recombination. Gene Ontology annotation, cellular component: nucleotide-excision repair factor 1 complex.